Staurois parvus is the source of this 343-nucleotide messenger RNA. Lineage: Eukaryota; Metazoa; Chordata; Amphibia; Anura; Ranidae. The record is from the annotation of a GenBank genome assembly.
UCAUGCUGCUGCCAGGUCCAGAGUGUCUCAUGGGUCCCUGUACGGCCUCCCAUUGCUGCUGUCUCCAUCGCCACACUCUGCCAUGUGCCACUUUCAGGUCUCCUCACACUGCUGGUGUGUUCCAUUUUUUGUCAUAGGGUGCUGGCAGAUUACGGGCCUCCCAUAGCUGCUGCCAGGCCCUAAUCUGCCAUGGGCCCCUGUACCGCCUCCUCAUGCUGCUGCCAGGUCCAGAGUCUCUCAUGGGUCCCUGUACAGCCUCCCAUUGCUGCUGUCUCCAUCGCCACACUCUGCCAUGUGCCACUUUCAGGUCUCCUCACACUGCUGGUGUGUUCCAUUUUUUGAC